AUGGCGAAGGCCGCCCGCUGCCUCGCGCGCGCCACGGGCCUCGCCGCCGCCGCCGGCGACAGGCCGCGGAAGCGGCUCGCCCUGACCCUGGUGGACUGCCUGGCGCGGUGCCUCCUCCGCCCCGUCCCGGCCAUCACCGACGCGCUCAUCGACCCCUGGAGCUACCUCGACCGCCGCUCCGUCAGGGCGGCCCGCCUCGGGUUCUUUGAACUCAGCCCCUUCCCCAAGGUGGCGUUCGUCGUCGGCAACCGCGCCAUCGUCGAGGCGGUGGAGAACGAGACAUCUGUGCACGUCGUCGGUAUGUCAGGUCCAGCUACCCAGCCAUGCCAGUGGAUCCAGCUCCUGCACGAGCUUCGCCGUCGCCCGGGACGCCCGCCGCAUGUUGUUCGGCUCACUGUCAUCCAUGACGAUGAGGAGCUUCUAGCCAAGAUGGCAGAGUUGCUUCACGACGAGGCCGAAGAGCUCGACAUGGAAUUCCAAUUCCAUGGCGUCGUUGGCCAGCUUGAGGACCUGGACUUCGGUAACCUUCACAAUGUCCUUGAAAUAAAAUCCGGCGAGGCGCUCGCCGUCAGCUGCACUCUGCAACUGCAUCGUCUCCUCGCUGCUGAGGACGACGCGACGUACAGCUCUCGCUCUGCCCAUCUCAACCAAAUGGCGAGCAUCGCGCAGCUCCAGCACAUGGCGGCGGCGAGGUCGCGCCCGCCGAGUAGCGGCAGCGACGGCGGCAGCGUGCAGUACAAAGACGACGACGAUUCUUUCCAAAGCCCCGGAACGCCGCUGGCAUUCGUGUCGCCGCCGGCGUCCACCCCUCACUUCCAUACGCCGGCGCCGCUGGCGAGCUUCCUGUCCGCGGUGCGCGCGCUCUCCCCAAAGAUCGUCGUCGUGGCGGAGCAGGACGCGGACCACAACGGCGCCUCCUUCCGGAAGCGCUUCUGCGAGGCGCUCCACCACUACGCCGCCGUGUUCGACAACCUCGACGCCGCGGCCGCCACCUCGUCCUCUCACCACCGGCCGCCCGAAGAGCGGGCGCAGGUGGAACGCGUGGUGGUGGGCGAGGAGAUCAGGGGCGUGCUGCUGCGGGAGGGCGCGCACCGGCGCGAGCGGCACGACCGGCUGCGGCAUUGGGCGGCGCGCAUGGAGAUGGCCGGGUUCACGGGCGUCCCGCUGAGCUACGACGCCAUCAGGCGCGGGAACGACAUGCUGCGGCGGUGUGGACUGCGACCCGGCGAGAACAAGGAAUGCAGCGGCUGCCUCCUCCUGUGCUUGAGCUCGAGGCCUCUCUACUCGGUGUCCGCAUGGCGGCCGGCGGCGAGCAGAGCGUCGGUGUCAGGUUCUGAGAGAAGCGAUAGCGAGUGCAUGUCAGUGCCCAGCCAGUGCUACAUCACUCCGGACUCCGCUACAUAA
Oryza brachyantha (malo sina) is the source of this 1404-nucleotide messenger RNA. RefSeq names its product scarecrow-like protein 3. Bases 1 to 1404 code for a protein of 467 amino acids. Gene Ontology annotation, molecular function: sequence-specific DNA binding; DNA-binding transcription factor activity. The record is from RefSeq and is a predicted model, not a curated record. Gene Ontology annotation, biological process: regulation of DNA-templated transcription. Gene Ontology annotation, cellular component: nucleus. The transcript has a single exon. NCBI's taxonomy places the organism in Eukaryota, Viridiplantae, Streptophyta, Magnoliopsida, Poales, Poaceae.